Leptinotarsa decemlineata (Colorado potato beetle) is the source of this 1479-nucleotide messenger RNA. RefSeq names its product ubiquitin-conjugating enzyme E2 J2. NCBI's taxonomy places the organism in Eukaryota, Metazoa, Arthropoda, Insecta, Coleoptera, Chrysomelidae. The record is from RefSeq and is a predicted model, not a curated record.
UGGUUUUCUGUCAUCUGUCAGUGUCAGUUCAAUCAUUUUCUAUUAUUUUGUCGAAUUUGAAGAAUUGCAUUAUAUUUUGGAAAAUUGUAAAUAUUUUAAAUCGACCGAAAUUUCGUCUGUAAACCUAUCAUCUAGUAUAAGAAUAAGACGAUUUCUCAGUUAAUCUUGCACUCGAUAUGAAGGGCACCAGAUUUUGAAGGAUGAAGGAAAUACACUUUCUUUUUUACAAUUAGUACAGUUCAAGAAAACUUCCACAUUCCAAGAGAGCUACAGAGUGAAAUCGAAAAUAAUUACAGACAAAUUGGGGCAAUGAGUAAACUGUCACGAAAACAUACCAGCGCUACCGCUAGGCUCAGACAAGAUUACCUCAGAUUGAAAAGGGACCCAGUGCCCUAUAUAACUGCCGAACCUCUUCCUUCAAAUAUUUUGCAAUGGCAUUAUGUUGUUUGUGGACCAGAAAACACUCCGUAUGAAGGAGGCUACUAUCAUGGAAAACUAGUGUUCCCACGCGACUUCCCAUUCAAACCCCCUUCAAUAUAUAUGAUAACUCCAAAUGGACGCUUCAAGACCAACAAGAAACUCUGUUUGAGUAUAUCAGACUUUCAUCCAGACACCUGGAACCCAGCUUGGAGUGUUUCUACAAUCCUCACGGGGCUUCUGAGUUUCAUGCUUGAAAAAAGUCCUACUUUGGGCAGCAUAGAAACAACAGACUACGAUAAGAGACAAUUUGCUUAUCUGUCUCUGGAAUACAAUUUGAGAGAUAGGCAGUUCUGUGAUCUAUUCCCCGAAACGGUAUCAACAAUUCAGAGCGAGAUAACGAAAAGAAACGCUACCCAGAAAGUGGCGAUGGAGACUCGGAAAUCUACAGAAGCUGAGGCCCAACCUAGUAGCAUACAGUCCUGCAUAACUAACCUAUGUGUUAUAAUUGGCGUUGCAGCGUUUGCAUUCACUGUCAAAUACGUCAUGAAAACGACUGCCUCUGAAUCCGAAUAAUUUAUUUAGUUCUUAUUAUUGUUUGAGUUCCGUGAAUCCACAUUGUUUUAAGUUCAAAGAGUAUUGCUGGAGAACUUGUCUGAGGGAGGAGACCAUUGGUUUUUCUAUUGAAUGGAGGCGGUUGUUAUACAGGGUACUUCAGUUGUCUGAGAAUUUUUUUUUUUUUAAAUAUAAUGGCAGUUGUGAUGAAUGAGAUUUUUUCAUUCAUAUAACUUUCAAAAUAAUUGAAAUGACAUUCAUUUUAAAAGGAUUUUUGCACAGAUUAUAAUUUGGUUGCUCUGUACAACAUCUGGCUCAUCUCUCAGAGACGUGUCUUUUUCUUUUCAGUAUUCAGUAUUUCUUUUCAGGUCAUGUAAGAUUCUUUACGAAAAACGUGAAACAGUUGCAGAUAAAUUGUAAUUUGUAUCACAGUUUUGAUAAUUUCCUUGUAUAUAUAAUAGCAAUAUUUUCCUGUACAUUAAUGUUAAUAAAACAUUGGAAUAUUUA